AUGGUGGUGGAGUUUCAGAUCGUGAAUCAGCAGUGCGAAACGUGCCAAAAGUCCUUCACUCCGCAUGCCUACAAUGCCAUCGUGCAGGUGAGGCAGAAGGUACCCCACAGGAGGACCUUCUGCUACUUGGAGCAGCUCAUUUUGAAGAGUGAUGCUCAUGCAAAGGUCACCUCCUUGAAGGAGACCCGAGAGGGUCUGGACUUCUUCUUUGAAACGAAAAGCCAUGCACAGCGCUUUGCCGAUUUCGUCGAAGCGCAUGUGCCAACCAAGAGCAAGCAGUCCAGACACCUUAUCUCCCAUGAUGCUAAUAGCAAUACCUACAACUUCAAGUACACCAUCAUGUGCGAGCUGUGCCCCAUUUGCGUUGACGAUGUGGUGCAUGUGCCGAAAGGGCACUCGACAGCGCUCAAUGGAGCGCCACCUUUGAUGCUUUGCCACAAGGUCACCAACGCGAUUCGAUUUGUCGAUCCUGUGUCCCUUCGAAGUUAUGACAUUCCAAAUCCGGAGUAUUGGAAGAGACCGCUCCAUUCUGUCUGCGGGAAGGACCAUCUCACCGAGUUUGUCGUGUUGAAUGUGGAGCCUCUGGAGAAGCCAGAGGCCGGCAGCGCUGCCAGACACAACCUCCCAGCACGAGGAAAGAUGACCUUGGCUGAUGUGGAGGUCGCCCGUGCCUGCGACCUGGGUGUCAACGACGACCGUGUGAUUGUCCGGAGCCAUCUGGGUCAAUUUCUCAGGCCAGGUGGCCGCGUCAUGGGCUAUGACCUGCGCACGGUGAAUGUCAGCGGGCUCUCAGACGAGGCCUUGAAGGGCCCUGGCACUGACGUGGUCUUAGUGAAGAAGGUCUACAAGCGAAACAAGAAGAGAGCGUGGGAUCUAAGGAGGUUGAACAAAGAAACCGUUGAAGGUGAAGAUCCCAUCGACGAUGAUGCUGACAUGGAGGCCUUGAAGCGUGACUUGGAAGAAGAUCCAGAGCUCCGGAAAGGCGUCAACAUGUACAGGACGCCUGGACCGGAGGCGAAGAAGGACGAGACGAAGAAGGAGGAUGACCCUGAUGGUGAGGAUGAGGAACGCAGUUGUGCUUGGUGCCUCUUGCAGAGCUGCUCGAAGGGCUGGAGCUGCGGGAUGAUUGAGCGUUCGGUGACGUCUGAGACGUCCGGACGGCGCUUCAUCACGGCGAACAAGAUGAAAAUAGCCUUGCUGAAAUAUCCCAAGCGGGCCGCGAUGCAGGCGCAGCUCAAGAAGAUCCCCCCGAGGCUUCUGGAUCAAAAAGCCUCCAAGCAGAGCGCGGAGAGCGCGGAGAGUGCUGGGUUUUCCGUUGAGGAAAAGGCCCAUGAGCUCCUGGCUCAGCUGGACUUCCAUUUCCAUUGCGACAAGGACCCAGAUUGCUCAGUGAGUUCGACCGAAUGCACCGAGUUGCUGCAAGCCUUGAAAGACAUGCGGAAGAAGCUGACCACACUGCAGAAAGAUGCUGCUGUUUUGGAGGAGAAAUGCGUCCAACGGGCCAACCAGCCUCGAAAGGCUUCCAAAGCGCCUGCCUCGUAUGUAGAGAUGAAGGUUCAGCUGCUGCUGAGCUACUUGAUCUCUUUGACUUACUAUCUUUUGCUCAAGGUCAAAGGUGUUUCGCUGCGAGACCACCCCGUGGUGCUGCGCUUGCUGUGGAUCCGAACGCUCAUUGAGAAGCUGAAGCCCGUGGAUCAACGCCUGCAGUAUCAGAUGAACAAACUCUUGCAGUGGAAAGAUGCCAAAGCCGCGGAGCAGCUUGCAGGAUCGACGGAUGCUCAUGCAUUGCGGCCUGGUCAGCUGGUGGCAUCAGUGCAGGAUGAAGAUGCCGAGGACGCCCAGGAGGCGGAGGAACUUGCCUCGGCCCCUAAGGACGAGGAGGGCCACUUGGGAGCGUACAAGCCGCCCAAGAUCUCCCAGGUGGAGUACACUGGAGAUCACAUCUCUAUGCAGGAACGCGCAGAGAAAGAACUGGACAGAAAGAAGGCCCGACUGGAACGAAGUGAGUUUAUGCGCAGUUUGCGUGAGGAGUUUACUGAUGCUCCGCGAGAGAUCAUGGCGGAGGAGCGGUCCGCACGUGUGGAGAAAGCCACUCGCAUGCUUCGGGAACAGCAAGAGUUCGAAGAGGACACCAUGCAGCGUGUCAAAGUCAAGAAGGCCGAGCUGCGGCGACAGAAGCAAGCUUUGAGGGAAGGGCAUGCAACAUCUGGUGGUGCCGUGUCUCUCUUUGAUGUUGCCUCGGACUUUGGUGAGAUCAUGCGAGGAGCUGGAAAGGGCAAAGGAGUUUUGCAAGAGUACGAAGAGGCCAAGACGCGAGCCAAAGGGCUCAAGGAAUCGGUGGCUUCAGCCCUCCAAGGGGCAAAGCGAUCGAAGCGCUCAGGUGCGGUGAACGCCAAACGGAGGCGCCGCUGA
Messenger RNA from Durusdinium trenchii, 2412 nucleotides. NCBI's taxonomy places the organism in Eukaryota, Dinophyceae, Suessiales, Symbiodiniaceae. The record is from the annotation of a GenBank genome assembly.